AGUUAAUGCAUCCUCCUCCCUGGUGAAACGAGGGGGGGCCUGCUGUUAUAAAAGAAGUGUAUGCUCUUUCAACCUUCACACUUAACUUCCUUCUCCUUCAGUGAUCACUGAAUUAACUUUAAGUCUCAGUUGUGUCUGUAAGAGCAGAAGCUAAGAUGACUUUCUACGAUGACAUUUACCCAUUCUACCCUCUACAAAGGACUCCGUUUAUCUUCAGCAGCCGCUUGCUCACCAUUAUUCUGGUCUUCGUUGUGUUAGCGGUCAGUCUUCUUCUCAUUCUGCCCGGGAUACGAGGGAAGUCGCGGCUCUUCUGGACAUUUAGAAUAAUUACCAGCUUGUUCAUCGGUGCCGUGAUAGUGGCACUCAACUUCACUAACGACUGGGCUGAGGCCAGAAUGACCACAAAAGCCACCUAUAAGUCUUUCAGCAACGCGGUGGUUAACGCGGAGAUCGGCUUGCAUGUCGGACUGUACGGCAUUAACGUUACGCUGAAAGGGAAUCCUGUUGUACAGUUUAAUGAGACCAUUGACUACAAUGAGAUGUUCACCUGGCAUAACACUAUUGAAGAAUAUGAGGAAGCUCUGGAGAAAGGUUUACCCAACCCCAUUCUGUAUAUCGCUGAAAAAUUCACCCCGAGCAGCCCGUGCGGUCUCAUCUUUCAGUACAGAUACUCUGGACGAUACGCUUCUGCAACGCUCUGGACAGCAUUUUGCUGCUGGAUGCUCGCCAACAUCCUCUUCUCCAUGCCAGUAAUCCGGUACGCUGGGUACAUGGUGAUUGCUACUGCUGCAUUCAUCUUCUUCUCCAUGAUCUCCUUCACCACCAUCAUGAAUGUGCCUCAGUGUGUUUUCUACAUAGGAACUGACUCCUUUGAAACAGAAUACAGCCAUUCGUUUUGGCUGGCCCUGCUAACAGGCAUCCUGUGCACCCUCAUCGGGCUUCUUGUGGUGAUGUUUGACUUUUUGGUCCCUGAGAAGAUGAAAGAGGCUUUCAGUGUCGGUGUCGACAGCUGUGAAGAUGAGGAUGAAUCAUACAGCGAGGGCUACCUGAAUUCAUUUUUCCUCGAUGGAGUGACAAUUUCACCAGUGAAUUUAAAAGUUACAGAGGAACAUUUAUGAAGCUGUGCAGAUUCCCUCUCAGGGAGAUUUCAUUGUUGAUACUUGAAGAUAUUUUUUGUUGAAUGUGUUACAGUUAAAGUGUCGACUUUCACAUGUGUUAAUUAUCUGUGUGAGCCUGUAAAUAAUAAUGUCUUAAAAUUUAGUCCACUGUAAAUGGUCACAUUUAUAAAGGUCACUCUCAUGUUGUAGUAGCUGUAAAUAAACAUAACUUUGUAUGGGAUCCAUAAAAUGUGUAUAUAGUGUGAUGAGUGUGGAUGGUAGAGCUCUUGUUGUGUAGCUUGUUUGGUAAUGAAACAUGAGACAACACAAAUAAAUAUUGAUUGCACACAGAGUAUACACUUUAAGAAUCCGCUUUUUUUAAAGGAAAUGCACAUUUGGUUUUAUUUACAUUAAACCGAUCAGAAAGUUGGUCAAAGACAUUGACUUAUUAAUGAAAUUGAGCCUUUUCGAUGCAAGAAAUUGCUUAAAAACCGAAGAUUUAAUACAACAGCACGUGCUACUCCCUCCAGAGACCAGUGCAACCUGGCUCUCACCAGAACAGAAAACAUUAGAGUCUCUAGUUUCAGAAACACAAGUCCUAAGCUGGCAGCAUUAUUGAAUACCUGCAAGAGCCAGAUGGCACUAAUUUACGACGGGACUGGUGAACACAUUUCUGAACAUUUAAUGACAUACUCAGCAAAAACAAAUGUGCUUUUUAUUUCUAAAAGAAGGAGAUUUCUAAGCGAGAAGCAGCCAGAGCCCGAAUGUUGGAACAUCAGGUUUUUGCAUCAGAUUCAUGCACACUUGUCAUUUAUGUGCAGACUCAGAGAGAAACAUCGGGCAUAAAAGUGCUCUUAUAGGUUGAACUGAUUCUCUUGUAAUCCUGUUAAGUAUGUUUUUUUUCUGUCCUUUAAUUUUUUAAGAGCUGAAUAAAAUGAAAACAAACAAGUGCUCAGCAGUGAAACUGUAUUUUCUGUGUGUUAUAACUUUACAUUCAUUCAUUAUUGUAUAUUCUGAUACAUUCUUGUACGCUCUGGUAAAAGUAAUGAUCAUCCAUAUACUGUAUGUCCUUGAAUAGUAAGAGUGUCUUUGGCCUUCAGCGUCACCACGAUACACAGAGUUUAGUGCCUUUGUACAGCAUCUUAUUAUCUUCUUUUGAUACUAAUUGUAAUAGAUUAACAUGUUGGAUUGAGAAUGAAUCCCUGGUCAGUAAAUCGUAUUCUUCAUUAUCACAUGCAUAUACUGCAGAAGUUAUAUGGCCUUUCCAAUCAAGUCCUUGAGAAAUCCAAAGUAUUUACAGUAGAAGUACAAUUUUAAACCCCAUACACAUUAUAAAAAUGACUAAAUAAAAAAUAAAUGUACUAAUUUAUCUCUUCAUAAGAAAAUAAACAUGACCGUAAAGCUACUUUUCUUCGACACCAUAAACUCACGUACAGUACUACAGACAGAGUAUUCACAUUGUAAGGCCAUUAUGACGAUGUAAUUCAAGAUAAAACCUGGGAAAAUGAGAAACGGAUGUUCUUUACAGCGUCGCGACAAGAGGCCGAAAAAAAUAAAAUGAUAGAAAAAUAAAUUCUCCUCGUCCCACUGAGCCACCUGUCUUAUUGUCGUCACGCAGCCAGACAUGCAGAGCUA
Messenger RNA from Oreochromis aureus, 2732 nucleotides. RefSeq names its product dual oxidase 2 (gene duoxa). The record is from RefSeq and is a predicted model, not a curated record. Lineage: Eukaryota; Metazoa; Chordata; Actinopteri; Cichliformes; Cichlidae. The transcript has 8 exons. Gene Ontology annotation, cellular component: endoplasmic reticulum membrane. The coding region runs from base 156 to 1118 and encodes 320 amino acids. Gene Ontology annotation, biological process: protein transport.